Gorilla gorilla gorilla (western lowland gorilla) is the source of this 3855-nucleotide messenger RNA. RefSeq names its product BAR/IMD domain containing adaptor protein 2 like 1 (gene BAIAP2L1). The record is from RefSeq and is a predicted model, not a curated record. Gene Ontology annotation, biological process: actin crosslink formation; plasma membrane organization; actin filament bundle assembly. The coding region runs from base 351 to 1988 and encodes 545 amino acids. The transcript has 15 exons. Gene Ontology annotation, molecular function: protein binding. Gene Ontology annotation, cellular component: nucleoplasm; cytosol. NCBI's taxonomy places the organism in Eukaryota, Metazoa, Chordata, Mammalia, Primates, Hominidae.
GCCCCGCUCACCAGGCCGCCUCAGGUGGGGACGCCACGCCCCUCCGGCCCCGCGGCCCCGCCCCUGUCUGCCCCGCCCGCCCCAGGUGGGGCCGCCCGGCCCGCCCAGUUUCCUCUGGCGGCGUCCGGCCGCUUCUCCUCUGCUCCUCGCAGAAGGCCAGGGCGGCGCCGCCGCAAGUUUUGACAUUUUGGCAGCGGAGACGCGCGCGGGCACUCUCGGGCCGACGGCUGCGGCGGCGGCCGACCCUCCAGAGCCCCUUAGUCGCGCCCCGGCGCUCCCGCUGCCCGGCGUCCGGCGACCACGAGGCCCAGCCGCGUCCUCCCGCGCUUGCUCGCCCGGCGGCCGCAGCCAUGUCCCGGGGGCCCGAGGAGGUGAACCGGCUCACGGAGAGCACCUACCGGAAUGUUAUGGAACAGUUCAAUCCUGGGCUGCGAAAUUUAAUAAACCUGGGGAAAAAUUAUGAGAAAGCUGUAAACGCUAUGAUCCUGGCAGGAAAAGCCUACUACGAUGGAGUGGCCAAGAUCGGUGAGAUUGCCACUGGGUCCCCCGUGUCGACCGAACUGGGACAUGUCCUCAUAGAGAUUUCAAGUACCCACAAGAAACUCAACGAGAGUCUUGAUGAAAAUUUUAAAAAAUUCCACAAAGAGAUUAUCCAUGAGCUGGAGAAGAAGAUAGAACUUGACGUGAAAUAUAUGAACGCAACUCUAAAAAGAUACCAAACAGAACACAAGAAUAAAUUAGAGUCUUUGGAGAAAUCCCAAGCUGAGUUGAAGAAGAUCAGAAGGAAAAGCCAAGGAAGCCGAAACGCACUCAAAUAUGAACACAAAGAAAUUGAGUACGUGGAGACCGUUACUUCUCGUCAGAGUGAAAUCCAGAAAUUCAUUGCAGAUGGUUGCAAAGAGGCUCUGCUUGAAGAGAAGAGGCGCUUCUGCUUUCUGGUUGAUAAGCACUGUGGCUUUGCAAACCACAUACAUUAUUAUCACUUACAGUCUGCAGAACUACUGAAUUCCAAGCUGCCUCGGUGGCAGGAGACCUGUGUUGAUGCCAUCAAAGUGCCAGAGAAAAUCAUGAAUAUGAUCGAAGAAAUAAAGACCCCAGCCUCUACCCCCGUGUCCGGAACUCCUCAGCCUUCACCCAUGAUCGAGAGAAGCAAUGUGGUUAGGAAAGAUUACGACACCCUUUCUAAAUGCUCACCAAAGAUGCCCCCCGCUCCUUCAGGCAGAGCAUAUACCAGUCCCUUGAUCGAUAUGUUUAAUAACCCAGCCACGGCUGCCCCGAAUUCACAAAGGGUAAAUAAUUCAACAGGGAAAGAGGAUUUUCUGUAUCCCGGGUUCUCGCCUUGGUGUACCGGAAGAAUCGGAUCAUACGUGGGCUUGGAGAAUGAGUGCAAGGUUUUACUGAGUGGAGGUACUUCCGAAGAUCCCAGUUUACAGCGAUCAGUUUCGGUUGCAACGGGACUGAACAUGAUGAAGAAGCAGAAAGUGAAGACCAUCUUCCCGCACACUGCGGGCUCCAACAAGACCUUACUCAGCUUUGCACAGGGAGAUGUCAUCACGCUGCUCAUCCCCGAGGAGAAGGAUGGCUGGCUCUAUGGAGAACAUGACGUGUCCAAGGCGAGGGGUUGGUUCCCGUCGUCGUACACGAAGUUGCUGGAAGAAAAUGAGACGGAAGCAGUGACCGUGCCCACGCCAAGCCCCGCGCCAGUAAGAAGCAUCAGCACCGUGAACUUGUCUGAGAAUAGCAGUGUUGUCAUCCCCCCACCCGACUACUUGGAAUGCUUGUCCAUGGGGGCAGCUGCCGACAGGAGAGCAGAUUCGGCCAGAACGACAUCCACCUUUAAGGCCCCGGCGUCCAAGCCCGAGACCGAGGCUCCUAACGAUGCCAACGGGACUGCAAAGCCGCCUUUUCUCAGCGGAGAAAACCCCUUUGCCACUGUGAAACUCCGCCCGACUGUGACGAAUGAUCGCUCGGCACCCAUCAUUCGAUGAGAGGACGGCCAAGGACUCUCCCGGGCCUCUCCGGUUCUCCCUUGAGGAAUGAUGGGCGCGUCCUGUCUGCCACAUGCUGACGGUCGGGAAGCUUCAGUGGAGAGGCCUAACUCUAAUGUCGCCUGCCUAAGCAAAUCAUGCUUCUCUAUUUCACGUAGUUGGGUUGACACGUUUCUGCCUUUAAGAUAAAUGAGUAAUAGUCUAAUGACCAGCUCAGUCAUUUAAAAUAUUUUCUUCCUAUUCUGUUCAAGAAACAGUAAACUUGGUUUCAAUCUUUACUGUAUUUUUUUAAAUGAAUUUUUUCCUUAAUAACAGCCAGAAUAAGGGAUAGUCUAUGCUUUCAGGACUGGCUUUCUGCACCUGAUAUGAAUGAGACCAGUUUUAUUUUAUAAAGCAUGUGCUCUUAAAAGCAUUAUGUCUAAAGAAGAUAUCACAUAAGUUUGCAUCUUAGCAUGCAAAUCAUAAUUUUAAGCAAUAUAAAUUAUGAAAAUACUAUAUAAAUGUAAUUUAACUUAAAAUGUUUAAGUGUAGAGCUUCCAAAGAUGGAGAAACCCCCGCCCUCCCUCCAACCACGCCAGAGCUGUAGAGUGCUAAGACGCUUUGCCUGCCCUUAUCACAGCCACACGUAGCACUCGACGAAAUCUCCUCCGAGAGCUCCUUUUUUUGGUAGUUAGGAGUCACCGACGGAUUCGCUGCACACGGCCCAUCCAGGACACAGGCCUGGGCGUCGGAGUCACGGCUCCUUGUGUUCUCUCUCAGCUAGUUGGCCAAAGCUGCAUCCAUUACCAGUACACUCAAACUGCUCGGGGUCCUGGCUUCUCCGUGUUUGAAUCAGGUACAGACUCUCAAAGGAUACGUGUAAAGCCAGGAUGACCUCUGGUGCCUGGAGAAGGGCGGGUUUUUCAGCCUAGCAGCCACGAUGCCCUCGGAACCUGGCCCUAUGGUAUGGAUGUGAGGACUACGCACUGGCUGCCCUGAGCCCGGGGCUGGAAAUCACCUCUGGCUGCCAAGGAUCUGGACCUAUUUUGGAGUGGAGAGUCAUGGUUAAAAUUCCCAGCCCGGCCCAGGUACGGGAAUCCCAGCAUUCUGUGAGGCCGAGGCAGGCGGAUCACCUGAGGUCAGGAGUCUCUACUAAAAAUACAAAAAUUAGACAGGUGUGGUGGUGGGCGCCACUCAGGAGGCUGAGGCAGGAGAAUCACUUGAACCCGGGAGGCAGAGGUUGCAGUGAGCCAGAUCAUGCCGCUGCACUCCAGCCCGGCCACUCACCGUGUGUGUUGUGGGGUGCUGGGGCUGUGACUUAUCCCCUCUCCUUUGGCCUUGCCAUAAGUGUAUCCUAUGAGGCUGAGAUUGGGAAAGGUUACAUGCAGGUAAGCCAAUGGACGUGGCCGAUGCUUCAGGCUCCUUCCAGCCAGGUCCAGCAGUGUUACCAUCUGCUUCUCCUGGGAGGACAAACCAGGCACCCCCACCAUGAAGGGCUGCAGGCACCAUGAACUAUGUUAACAACCCCAGUCCUACAGAAAGGGCUGCAGCCACGUGAGAAUUCAGUCCACACAAGCCCCAUGGCCGUGUUCCCCACUUCAGCCACAGGGCUCAGGGAGCCCCAUCUGGCGCUAAGGGGAAUUGCUGGGAUGUGGGUGACACCUGGCCUUUGGCGUUCUGCCUUGGGGAGGUUUCUGGUUUUGUUACGGGGUGGAAGAAUAGGACCUGGGGAUCUCAGAUGCAACCCGCAGACCCCGUGGCUCACCCAACCCCAGGUUCUGCCUCCCAGACCAGAACAGGGGCAUGGCCUGGUCCUUGGCACCGAGGUGCAUGCUCUGUAAAUAUCAAGGGAUUACAACUUUAAUAAUAAAGCAGAACUUGAAAACAU